Salvia miltiorrhiza (redroot sage) is the source of this 1905-nucleotide messenger RNA. RefSeq names its product BTB/POZ domain-containing protein At3g22104-like. NCBI's taxonomy places the organism in Eukaryota, Viridiplantae, Streptophyta, Magnoliopsida, Lamiales, Lamiaceae. Gene Ontology annotation, molecular function: protein binding. The coding region runs from base 279 to 1790 and encodes 503 amino acids. The record is from RefSeq and is a predicted model, not a curated record. The transcript is spliced from 3 exons.
CUAAACCAACUCCGUUUAUCUGCCGUUCUUGCAUUUAUUUUGAUCUCUCCUAGUUUAGUGUUCAACUCAACAUGCGCAUUUUAACGUAAGUUGCUUCACGCACACUCCUGUCUGAGAAAAACUAGUGUUCGUUUUUGCGCUGAUUUGACCCACGCCCACAAAAUUCAAGAUUUUCACCUUUUCUUCCUCGCCCCUUUUCAUUUUCCUCAGCCAAAAAAAAUAAAAAAAAAAUCGUCUUUUCCCCUUUUUUCAUCUCUCACUGUGUGUGUGUGUUUGCUAUGGAGGGAAAUUGUUAUCUUGAAGUGGAUGUCAAUGGAGAAGAGGUUUUCUUGGUUGAUAAGAGAGUUAUAUCGUCCUAUUCGGGAAGGAUGAGCAAAUUGCUCGGCAAAAUGAGGGAUGCAACGGGUAAUGUGAAGGUGAUAUUCCACGGCUUCCCCGGCGGCGCGGAGAGUUUUGAGCUGAUCACGAGGUUCUGCUACGACAAGGGGAAGGCCGGCAUCAUCAAUGCCUCGAACAUCCUUCCCCUCGCCUCAGCUGCACAUUUUAUGGAGAUCGAGCAUCUCAGCGAGCAGAUUGAGAGGUCGUUGGAAGAGAUCAAUCAUUGGAGCUUGUCCGAGGUUGUGAUGGCGUUGAAGCAGCAGCAACGCGUUGGAGGUGCUGUGCUCGAUAAGUUGCUGAGCUCUCUCGUUGGGAGGAUUGUCUCGUGCUCUGAGACGAGCCCUUCCUCGUCUGCAGCUUCCUCAUCGGGCAGCUCGUGUGAUGGUAUCGGGGCAACGUGGUGGUUUGAGGAGCUCGUGGCGUUGGAUGCCCGUGUGGUUGAGAUGGUGACGAGGCAGAUGGCGCUGAGGAGGCUCGACAGCGGAUUGAUCAUUAGGUUUCUGCUCCACUACCUGAAAUCGAGAUCUGCAUCCGCCUCGUUGGAUGAGAGAGUUGGGAUUGUUGAAGAAGUAGUUGAGAUGCUUGGCAUUUUGGAUGUGAGGUGUGUCUCCUGCAAGAGCUUGUUUGAGCUGCUGAGGGUUGUGAUGAAGGUGAGGGUGAGCCGACGGUGCAGGAACGUGGUGGAGGGCGCGAUUGGGUCGUUGCUGGAUCAGGCGAGGCUCGAUGAUCUGCUCAUCCCAUCCUCACCAUCAAGGUGCUACUUGUAUAAUGUGAAUUUGGUGUUGAGUUUCUUGAGAUCCUUUCUUGGGGAGGAGGUUGGUUCGGUUCCGUUGAGCCGGAUGGCGCGCGUGGCGGGCUUGGUCGACUCGUAUCUGGCUGAGAUCGCGCCCGAUCCGUGGUUGAAGCCAUCGAAGUUCUUGGCUGUGGUCAGGGCACUUCCUGACUCGGCUAGAGACUCUUUCGAUGCAGUUUAUCAUGCCGUCAAUUUGUAUCUUGAGGUGCACCGGGGUUUGUCGGAGGAGGAAAGGAGGAUACUCUGCUGCAGCAUAAACUAUGAGAAGCUGUCGCCGACAGCGUUGAGCCAUCUCAUCGGAAAUGCUCGUUUCCCGUGGGAACACGUGGCUCUCGCCCUCGUCUCUCGGCGAAGCAAGCUGAGAAGCUUGCUUCGGCCCGCGGGUACUACUUAUGAGGGAGGGAGAGUCGAGGGUUGUGACCAAGUUGUGCUCUACGCGAGGCAACUGAAUGCCUCGGACAAGCACAAGAAGGUAAAACCUCGUCUGCAAGGAAUGCAGACGAGGGUUUCAGAGGUGGAGAUGGUUUGUAGGAAAAUGCAGCCUCAAAAUGUAAAGAUGAGGAAAUCAAGAACUUCAAGGCUUGUGUAUGGUAGAUCUUUGCCUUUGCUUUGUUCCUAGCUAGUAUUGCAAUUCAAUCUUUUAGUUAAUUUGCUUAGUCUUUUGUACAUCCAAAAAAGUUUAUUGUAGAUGUUGAUAUACAUAGAGUGAGAAAUUGCUAAACAUCGUUUUUCUA